This is a messenger RNA of Chenopodium quinoa (quinoa), 2884 nucleotides long. RefSeq names its product DNA repair protein XRCC3 homolog. Lineage: Eukaryota; Viridiplantae; Streptophyta; Magnoliopsida; Caryophyllales; Amaranthaceae. The transcript has 2 exons. The record is from RefSeq and is a predicted model, not a curated record. The coding region runs from base 851 to 1792 and encodes 313 amino acids. Gene Ontology annotation, molecular function: ATP-dependent DNA damage sensor activity; four-way junction DNA binding; ATP binding. Gene Ontology annotation, cellular component: Rad51C-XRCC3 complex; replication fork. Gene Ontology annotation, biological process: t-circle formation; resolution of mitotic recombination intermediates; double-strand break repair via synthesis-dependent strand annealing.
AAAUCGAAUUUUUUUUCCAGUAAACAUGCUCGCGAAUAGAAAAUUCGGAUAACUUCAUUUGAGAAAUUAUUGUCGGUGUUGGAUUCCGUAAUCUUCACCCACUCUGUUCAUCUUCUCCGGCGUCCUGCUCAUCUUCGUCGGCGUCCUUUUCAUAUUAACCUGUAAUAUGGUUGUGAUACCAUCAAUUAUAAAGUAAUAGAAAUUUAAUAAAAAAAAUUAAAAACAAAACAAAGAUUCAUUGUGCAUUAAAUGAGGUUAGGCGCCAAGAAUUUUCGCCACCCAUUUUUCCCGCUUAAGUUACUACUUAGCGUCAUCGAGGGUGAAAUUUUUCCCCCUAAUAAUCCCUCUUAUUUUUUUUGGCUCAAGCUUAUGUGGCAUCACCUAAUUGGGAAUGUAUGUGGGCUCUACAUACAUUGAAUGUAUGUGUAUCACCCUUCUAGGACAGUAAGAAUGUAGGAUGGUUAACCAAAUUAUCACUAAUGAAAGUUUAUGAAUUUAAAGACAAAAUGAAUAUUACACCUUGAAGUCCUGAGAGAAAAAAAAAUAAAGAAAUAAAUAAAACAAAUAAUACCUAGAGAUGUCAAAACCUAAUCCAACCGAUUUGAUUCAAAAUCAACUUGAAAAUUAUUCGAUUUAGAUUUUUACUGGAAAAGAGGAUGGAGAUUUUUUUUUUUUUUUUUUCCGAGGUACAGUUAUAAAGAAAACCUCAUUUGUUGAAUUUGAAUCUCUCUCAUAUAAUUCCCGCCAUCCUCUUUUAUCUCCAUGAAAACAUCACACAUAGAAACUUGACCAAAUUCUUCAAUUUCUGCAUAUUAAAUCAACCGUUAUUCUUCUCAUUCUCUCAUUUCCAAUGAAACCCUCCAUCCUCCUUGACCCCAACAGUCAGCCAAUCACCACCCCAAAGCUAACUCUCUCUUGUCCGAUCCUCGACCGCUUUCUUGCCGGCGGCAUUCCUUGCAAAUCCAUCACUGAAAUCGUUGCGGAAAGCGGUUCCGGCAAAACCCAACUCUGCCUUCAGCUCCUACUCUCUGCCCAACUCCCCGUCUCGCUUGGCGGCUUCUCUGCUUCAUCUCUCUACUUAUACACCGAAUAUCCCUUUCCCGAUCGCCGGCUCCGGCAGCUUUCUCUCUCUUUCGUCGAUUCUUACAAUACCCAUUUGGGUUCUACAUCAUAUGAUCCUUUGGAUAAGGUUUUAGUUCAGGCUGUUGAUGAUGCACACCACCUGUUCGACGUUUUGCUCAAGUUAGAUUCUUUUCUUGUUCAAAAGAAUAAGACCCAAUGGCCGAUUAAGCUGAUUGUCAUUGAUUCGAUUGCUGCCGUUUUCAGGUCUGAUUUUGAUAACACCCCUGCUGAUCUUAAGCGGAGGUUGUCUUUCUUUUUUAAGAUUGCUGGGAAAUUGAGAGCACUAGCUGAAAAGUUUGGAUUGGCUGUGGUAAUAACCAAUCAAGUGGUUGAUUUUGUGGGGAAUAAUGAGGGGAUUAAUGGGUUGAGGAUAGGGAAUUUGGCGUGUUUGUAUACUUCUGGGAGACGGGUUUGUGCCGCUUUAGGUUUAUCUUGGGCUAAUUGUGUUAAUACAAGGUUGUUUAUAUCGAGAAGUGAGGAGGUUGUAGGUGAGGGGAGUGGAUUUGUUGAGGAAGAUGGGAAGUAUUCUGUUAAUAUGCGUAAUAGAAGACACAUCCAUGUUGUUUUCGCGCCUCAUUUACCACCGUCUUCGUGUGAAUUCACAAUCCGAAGGGAAGGGGUUUUCGGGGUUGAAAGUAGAGAUCAGUUUGUUGCAAAUAGUAGUCAAUAAUAGAGAUGAGAGUGCUGUUGAUCUAGUAUGUGUCAGUAGUGAGUUGUUUGUUCAUAGCAAACGAUUAAAGGCAAAUUACUGCCAUGUUUUCUCUGACAUUUUUUUGCUGAUAAUCUUAUGAGCGUUGCCUGUGCUGUCCAGGGAAUGUACUCAUCCAGUAAGAUGUUUCCAGAGGUCAGUGAUUUACGUAAUGCAUUUGUUGCUCCUGUACCUCCUGUCCUUGACGCGUCACUCUUUUAAAGUUUUAAUAGCCUUGAUGCUUGUCAUAGAUAUGGAGUGGAAAUGUGCAGUUGUUUGAUUGUCUCAUUUCUUAUUAUGAGCUAGAAUUGUUACAAAGCAUAUGGAAAUUUAAUUUGCUAUAGCCUAUAAGAUUGACUAUAAGAGACUGUUCUCUAUGGUACCCUUAUAAAUGUUAUGAUAAAGAAGUUGUUCUCUUCAAUAUGAGCUAACAUGACCUCAAUAGAGAGUCCAAAUUUUCCCACCUACCCAAACUUACUGGUAAUCUUGAGAAGAGGUCAACAAAAGAAAAGUGCACAACAAAUUGAAACAAGAAACCUCUUUUAAAAAGUGGUUGAACUCCAUUUAAAAAAAUAAUAAUUAAAAAAAAAAUAAAAAAUCAACACGGAUGAAAAUGGAGAAAGAAUCCAUCUUUGGUGAUAAGCUCAAACUUUCUGCUACUACUUUUACACUCUUUUUAUUGCUACUGGUAUUGGCUCGCAGCGCCAUUGCUUGGACUGGUAAAUUCAAGGCAGAGUUGUAUGUGAUGUUUGUGGAGAUUCUUCUAUUGGCCCUGGAGAUCAUGUUCUUCAAGGGGCCGAGUUAGCUGUUCUGAACAUAACUAAAUCUGAGGAGGUUGUGAACAUCGGGCAUUCACAGAUUGAUACAGUUGCAGAAACAAUGUCUGAAAGCAAACAAUGGGAUGCCUAGCACGAUCAAUCAGCAGUUUUCAUGGACGGUGUAAUCGUCUGGGAUGGCAACUCCGGUGUCAAGUUCACUUACAACUCCUUACAAGAGCCCUUCUGGUUAUUCCUAUACUCCAUUACUCCUAAGCUGUUCGUUUAUUGGUUUCCUAAUACCCCAAUGCACUGCUAA